Arctia plantaginis is the source of this 750-nucleotide messenger RNA. The record is from the annotation of a GenBank genome assembly. Lineage: Eukaryota; Metazoa; Arthropoda; Insecta; Lepidoptera; Erebidae.
AUGGAGGCUUCCAAUGAUACUUUGUCGGUGUUACCCCCGCCUCUGACUGGUUCUCCAGCUGUGCUUUUGACUCCUGGACGAACGAGAAACAUCGCACAAGACAUGGAGGCGCUCAGACUGUCUCGACAAGACAAUCCUUACUUACAGCAAGUGAUGGCAAGCAGAGAGAGUUUAAUUGAAAGUCAUCAUGAGGAGUGUGAAUCAGAUGAUACAAUUCUGAUGUCUCAGGAAUUUGGAAGCACAGCCUUAGACUUCAUUGAAGAUGACCCAGUCACCCUGAAGGAAGUCCAUGAACAUAUGAUACGGUCUCCCCCACCGACCAGCUGCUGGCCACAUGACACACUGUCGUACCGUGCGUCGAGCGCGUUCGACUUCGCCGGAGACAGUCCGGUGUCGUUCAGCGCUUUCUCGGUCAAUUCGCAAGAAAAGGAAUUGUUAAGUGGCCGUUCUCCUCGUCGUGGUGCACGUUCUGAUGAGACCCGCAACAACAACAACUCGGGCAGACCGAGGUCUUCACGGUCUGCAUCACCAAGGUCACAUGACCUGACUCUAUGUGGACGACCCUUAUCUUUACCAGGAGAGAGUCACCUUCGCAACGCCCUCAGCAGAAAGCAGCAUAGUCAGCCGAGUGAAAGGAGCGAGAGAUCUGAGCGGUUCUCUCUCUUACAACACCCGCGUCCUCUACGAAGAGCACACUGCAACCGACGGAACGACGACAGCGUCCAUCUCGUCCAGGAUUGCGAUAAGUAA